Molecule: messenger RNA, 923 nt
Organism: Suillus clintonianus
Lineage: Eukaryota; Fungi; Basidiomycota; Agaricomycetes; Boletales; Suillaceae
Exons: 2
Coding region: 83-682 (199 amino acids)
Source: RefSeq, a predicted model, not a curated record
GUAACUUAUAAAUUGUCCAAGUCCAUAAUCGUCUCUCUCUCUGUUCCCCUCCUCCAUAAUACAAGUACUAUCUCUCCUAGUCAUGUCUGUCCCAACUCACAGUAUCCAUUCAAUCCACGGCACUUUCGCAGGCGUAUCAUCCUACUACUCUUAUUCACCGAACGCAGGCGUCGUAAUCGAAGGCUCACCAAUGGAUAAAAUUCCACCAGGCCUUGCCAGAGUCGCAUGGCGCUCAGCGCCCAUAUCACUCCCUAACACAACCUCAUCCUCUCGCCGUCUCCCAUCCUUCCCUAUAGCCCGCCGUGUCCCUCCACCACCACCACCCCGCGCUCUCGCACCCCAAACCAUCCCCUUCCCCUCCGAAGACCCAUUCAACGACUCUUAUUCAUGCCUCGCACCCAUACCACAGCGCCCCAUUCCCCAGCGCACACACCUCGCAUCACAAUCAUACACCGUCAGACUCCCGGGCUCUAACCCAAUCGACGCCCUAGUUCGUCAACGAACGGCACAGCGAGCCAAACAGGAGCGCGAGACCCGCUGCAGGGUCGUCGCCGGUAUAUUGCUGAACAGGGUUCAUGCUGUGGGGAAGCCUAUGCGCCGGCUGCCUCCAAGCACAGAGGCGCCUCGCGCAUAUAAACGAAGCAGACUAUCAAUGAUUACAACUGCUGAGGAUGUCUGUUGAACGUACGGCUUUGAUUUGAAGUCAAAUUUGACUAGGAGACAUUAGUUUUGUUACUUGUGGAGAUGCAAUUUUUAAAUACAUAUGAUGGAUAUGUUGUAUAACAAUUUUUUUAAUGGUUAACUGGGACUUUGGGCGACAAUCUACACACCUUUCAAUGCAAGCAUGAGCACACCAUCGAGGCUCGAGCGACGAGCGCAUCGAACGCAUGAAUGAUUCAAGUUGAUAAAACCAGUAGGUUCAU